Molecule: messenger RNA, 1398 nt
Organism: Striga hermonthica
Lineage: Eukaryota; Viridiplantae; Streptophyta; Magnoliopsida; Lamiales; Orobanchaceae
Source: the annotation of a GenBank genome assembly
AUGCUUCUCUACUUCUUCUUCCUCAUCCCCCUUCUCCUCCUCCUCCGCUCCGCCGCCGUCCGCCGGCGCCGUCGUCUCCUCCCGCCGGGAAACCUCGGGCCGCCCCUCAUCGGGGAGACCCUCCAGCUAAUCUCCGCCUACAAGACAUCCAACCCGGAGCCCUUCAUCGACGACCGGGUCGCCCGAUUCGGACCGCUCUUCACCACCCACGUCUUCGGCGAGCCGACCGUAUUCUCCGCGGACCCGGACGCGAACCGGCUCAUCCUCCACAGCGAGGGCCGGCUCUUCGAGUCAAGCUACCCCGGCUCCAUCUGCAACCUCCUCGGCCGCCACUCGCUCCUCCUCAUGCGCGGCGGACUCCACCGCCGGAUGCACUCCCUGACCACCAGCUUCGCCGGCUCCGCCAUCAUCCGCAGCCACCUGCUGGGGGACAUCGACCGCCUCGUCCGGCUCAACAUGGACGCCUGGGCCGGCCGGGUUCUCCUCAUGGAGGAGACCAAAAAGAUAACUUUUCAGUUAACAGUGAAGCAGCUGAUGAGCUUAGAUCCUUGUGAAUGGACUGAAAAUCUAAUGAAAGAGUACAUGUUGGUCAUUGAAGGCUUUUUCACCAUACCUUUCCCAAUUUUCUCCACCACAUAUAAAAGGGCCAUUCAAGCUCGGACAAAGGUGGCGGAGGCGCUAAGCCUGGUGGUUCGGGAAAGGAGGAGAGAGAGUGAGAGAGGAGAGAAAAAGAAGGACAUGCUGGCGGCGCUUCUGGACGAGGAAGGCGGUGGAGGUGGCUUUUCCGACGAGGAGAUUGUGGAUUUCAUGGUGGCUCUUCUGGUGGCGGGUUACGAAACGACGUCGACUAUAAUGACGCUCGCCGUUAAGUAUCUGACGGAGACACCCACGGCGUUAGCUCAGCUCAAGGAAGAGCAUGAUCAAAUCAGAGCAAAAAAAGGUGACAUUGAUUCUCUUGAGUGGGAAGAUUGCAAAUCCAUGCCCUUCACUCAAUGUGUCGUAAAUGAAACCCUUCGAGUUGCAAACAUAAUCAGCGGUGUUUUUAGACGAGCCAUGCAGGAUGUUACCAUCAAGGGUUUUACGAUCCCUAAGGGAUGGAAAGUGUUUGCCUCCCUUCGAGCCGUACACAUGGAUCAUCAACACUUUAAAGAUGCUCGAACUUUUAAUCCGUGGAGAUGGCAGAAUGGCUCGAGUGGCGUAGCGAAUGUGUUCACGCCGUUUGGAGGUGGGCCCCGGCGAUGCCCGGGCGCUGAGCUGGCGAGGGUGGAGCUCUCGGUUUUUCUCCAUCGACUAGUCACCCAAUUCAGUUGGGAGCCUGCAGAGGAAGAUAAAGUGAUAUUCUUCCCAACCACAAGAACUCAGAAGAAAUAUCCAAUUCUUGUAGAGAGGAGGAUUUAA